Molecule: messenger RNA, 1047 nt
Organism: Fusarium verticillioides 7600
Lineage: Eukaryota; Fungi; Ascomycota; Sordariomycetes; Hypocreales; Nectriaceae
Exons: 2
Coding region: 1-1047 (348 amino acids)
Biological process (GO): L-homoserine metabolic process
Molecular function (GO): homoserine O-acetyltransferase activity
Source: RefSeq, a predicted model, not a curated record
AUGACGCCCUGGACCAAAGUAAUUCUCAGUCUGGCACUCUUCUCGCCUGUCAUACAUGCCAAACCAUCGUGGCCAAAGCCAACGAGCGGCAUCUUUAAUAUUAAGAACUUUACCUUCGACUCCGGGGAGAUCAUCAACUCCUUUAACAUCAGCUAUCAGACCCUCGGCGAGCUCAAAGUCAAUCCGGAAGGAUCCAACAACGCAGUCGUUCUCCUCCAUGGCACUACUGGUUCCAGUGCUCAAUUCCUCGUGGAAGAGUUCGCUGGUGCUCUCUUUAACCCAGGCCAGCCUCUCGAUGCCAAUGAGUACUUCAUCAUCAUGCGCGAUGCCGUCGGUCACGGCAACUCAAGCAAACCCAGCAACACUGAUCUUCGCGCCUCGUUUCCGAAGUAUCAGUAUCCCGAUAUGAUCCGCGCCGACCAUCUUCUUUUGACUGAGCACUUCAAACUCAACCGGACCCGUUUGACACUUGGCGUGUCUAUGGGCGGCAUGCAUACUUGGAUGAUGGGCGGCGAAUAUCCUGGCUUUUCGGAUGCUCUGAUGCCUAUUUCUUCAUCUCCAGUUGAGAUAGCUGACCAUAAUCGCCUAUUCCGAAAGUUUAUCACUGAGCUUAUCACCAUCGAUCCAGCCUGGAAAGGCGGUGACUACGACAAGCAGCCAACUGCUGGCCUUGGCGGUGCACUGAUGAUUCAGCUUGUGCUUCUUUCAUCUCCUUCAUACUGGCAGCGAGCAUUCCCAACCCGUGAAGCCAUGGACAAGUACGUUGAUGAUCAGAUCAUUCCUCGCCUUGAAGAUUUCACCUAUAACCCCAAAGCCGGUCUCAAGAACAUUCGCGUUCCUCUGACUGCUGUUAAUACUGCCGAUGAUUUGCUGAACCCGAUCGAACUUGGAUUCUUGGAGGAUGGUGUCACGAACGACAUGACGCUUGGAUAUGGCCGUGCAGUUACUAUUCCUGCUAGCAACGAGACCACGGGUCACGAUAGCUACAUCAUGGCUGAUCUUUGGAAGAAUGAGGUCGAGAAGCUUCUAGCUCGGUCGAGAUCGUAA